AUGAUAGCUGAAACUACUGAACAGAUAAAGAAGAUUCGUAGUCGAAUACUUAUAGCCCAAAGCCGUCAGAAGAGCUAUGCUGAUCAAAGGCGGAAGCCUUUGGAAUUUAAAGAAGGGGAGCAUGUCUUUCUAAAAGUUACACCAACCACUAGAGUAGGAAGAGCUAUUAAAACUAAGAAACUGAAUCCCCGGUAUAUUGGGCCGUUUGAGAUCCUAAAAAGAAUUGGGCAAGUGGCUUAUAGAAUUGCCUUACUGCCGUAUUUUUCGAACUUACACGACGUGUUUCAUGUAUCACAGCUUCAGAAGUAUACUCCUAACGCAAGUCAUGUUCUGAAACUAGAACCGAUUCAAGUAAGAGAAGAUCUAACACUUCCAGUAAUUCCGGAUCCAAUUAGCUUGAGGAAAACGUUCACUCAUGCUUAUGUGAAGUUUGGGUAA
Molecule: messenger RNA, 438 nt
Organism: Arachis duranensis
Lineage: Eukaryota; Viridiplantae; Streptophyta; Magnoliopsida; Fabales; Fabaceae
Exons: 2
Coding region: 1-438 (145 amino acids)
Source: RefSeq, a predicted model, not a curated record